Molecule: messenger RNA, 1891 nt
Organism: Manihot esculenta (cassava)
Lineage: Eukaryota; Viridiplantae; Streptophyta; Magnoliopsida; Malpighiales; Euphorbiaceae
Product: small ribosomal subunit biogenesis GTPase RsgA 1, mitochondrial
Exons: 5
Coding region: 210-1715 (501 amino acids)
Molecular function (GO): GTP binding; GTPase activity
Source: RefSeq, a predicted model, not a curated record
CUCAACCUCAACCCACCUGAUAAAUUAAAAAGUUGAGAAAGCAGCUUCAGCCUCAGCCUCACUGUAGGCUGUAGAUAGAGCACCAGCUCUAAUGUAUUUAUAUUAUUAACUAGUAAAUAGCGCUUUGUUAAUUCUCAUUGGAAAUUAUCAUUUUAAAACACGAGCUAGAAUCAUUUCUGCUGCCUUGGUAUUUUUCAUUACUGUUACUGAUGUCGAUCGCUUCACUCUCCCUCUUCCUCAACCAUCGAACCCCGGCCGUCCACAACCUCCUCCGCCACGUAACCUCCUUUCGCCUCCUUCCAAUUGCCGCAGCCAAGCAGCAGCAGCAAAAGAACCCUAACAAUGUCUCCAGAAAACCCCAACCGAACAAGAAUCUCCUCAGAGCAAAACAAUCCUUCAAGGAGUAUUCCUCUCUGGCGCCGGUACUCUCUCUAGAUGACAAACCUGACCUCUCCGAUUACCAAGCCAUCGGCACUGUCGCUGCUGCCCAAGCCAACUUCAUGCGCGUAAUCGUCCAGUCACUUCCUCCAGCCUCCGAGCUUUCUGGCAACUUCCAGAAGAGCGAAGAAGAAGCUUCUAGUAGUAAGUCUGAUGAAGGUAAAAUUGGUGUUGAGUUGCUGUGUGUGGUGAGGGCGGUGCUGAAAAAGAUAAGGAGGAGAGUGCUGGUAGGGGACAAGGUAGUGGUAGGGUCUAUCGAUUGGGUGGACAGAAGGGGCAUGAUCGAGAAUGUGUUUCAACGGAGCUCGGAGAUUUUGGACCCUCCGGUAGCUAAUGUUGAUCACUUGUUGGUGCUUUUCUCCAUGGAGCAGCCGAAGCUUGAGCCGUUCACCCUUACGAGAUUUCUGGUGGAGGCUGAAUCCACUGGCAUCCCCUUGACGCUUGCUUUGAAUAAAGCGGAGCUUGUUGACGAAGAGACGUUGGUGGCCUGGAAACGUAGACUGCGUAGCUGGGGUUAUGAACCAGUGCUUUGUAGUGUUGAAUCCAAGCGCGGACUUGAUUCUCUUGCAUUUAUUUUGAGAGAUCAAACCACAGUGAUUGUGGGUCCUAGUGGAGUUGGGAAAUCUAGCCUGAUAAAUGUUCUGAGAAACAACCCACGUGCUUGUGAUGCUGCAGAAGUGGAUAAUUGGUUUGACCCUAUAUUAGGAAGUAAGUGGUUUGAGGAACAGCGUGUUGGGGAAGUUUCAACAAGGAGUGGCAGAGGGAAGCAUACCACUCGUAAUGUUUCUUUGCUUCCACUAUCUGGAGGGGGAUAUCUUGCUGAUACUCCUGGGUUUAACCAGCCUAGUUUGCUUAAAGUAACCAAGCAAUCUCUUGCACAGGCAUUCCCUGAGAUCCAGAAAAUGCUGAGUGCCAAUGGACCAGCUAAAUGUGCAUUCAAUGAUUGCUUGCAUCUUGGUGAGCCUGGGUGCAUUGUGAAAGGUGAUUGGGAAAGAUAUUCCUUCUAUUUUCAACUUCUUGAUGAGAUCAGAAUCAGGGAGGAAUUUCAAUUGAGGACAUUUGGAACAAAAAAGGAGGCUGAUGUAAGGUACAAGGUAGGAGACAUGGGUGUGCAGCAAGCAGAACCUCGUUUGGAACCCAAGAAGCAUAGAAGACAAUCUCGCAAAAGGAUCAACCAAUCUAUACUGGACGAGUUGGAUGAACUGGAUGAUGACGACACCUCACUAGAUGAAGAAAACGACCCCAUCUUGAGAGCUUUAAGGAAUGAAAAUCAGUAGGAAGUUCUAACCGUGUACAGAAAUAAACCAUGAAUAGUUAACUUUUUGAAAGCGUUUCUCGUUCUCAUCACAGAGAUUGAGCUCUGUUUGUAUAGAUAAUAAUCUGAGGCAAAUUACGGUUGCUAUAACUAUGAUCCUUUCUAUGAUUGGCAGCUAUUUGGAGUUCUCGAAGCUAA